Messenger RNA from Carassius auratus (goldfish), 3246 nucleotides. Its product is annotated as semaphorin-5B-like. The record is from RefSeq and is a predicted model, not a curated record. Lineage: Eukaryota; Metazoa; Chordata; Actinopteri; Cypriniformes; Cyprinidae. The coding region runs from base 49 to 594 and encodes 181 amino acids. The transcript has 4 exons.
UUCCUUUAAAUCCUGUGUUUAUGCCCGUGUCUUUGUGCAGGUGGGUGGAUGGCCUGGUCGGUGUGGUCUGAGUGUGAUGACUCGGGCCUGCAGCUGCGCAGUCGAGUGUGUGGGGCUCAAUCCACACCAUGUGUUGGAAACAGCUCCCAGCACCGAGACUGCAAUGAGAUUCCAGCAAUUCUCCCGGCGUCUAGCUAUGAGAAGGACCAGCAGUGUGGGGGGUUCACUCUGCUUCACCUGAUAGCUACAGGUGUGUCGUGCUUCCUGGGUGCCGGUCUGCUGUCCUUCCUGGUGUAUGUGUACUGUCAGCGGUUCCACAAGCCCUCACAGGAGUCUGCUGUCAUCCAUCCCACCACUCCCAACCACCUCAACUACAAGGGCAACACCACACCAAAGAAUGAGAAAUACACACCCAUGGAGUUUAAGACUCUGAAUAAGAACAAUUUGCUGCCGGAUGAGAGGACCAACUACUUCCCUUCACCGCUUCAGCAGACAAACGUGUACAGCACCACAUACUACCCCACGGCGCUGGGCAAAUAUGACUACCGACCAGACUCCUCGCCGUCUCCUUGCAGAACCUAUAACCACAGCUGAGACACGUGUCCCAUCCAUAGCUUUAUCGCCAUCUCCUAAAAGCCUCCACUUUCCGCACCCACACACUCUGCACCCGAUGAGGUGCUUAUUCCAACAUUCCAGCCAAUUUUCCCCCUAAGAUCUCUCCCCCGAGGACUGCGCCACCUAAGUCAGGCCUUACGGUGUCGACGGGGGAAAAUUCCAGUGAUUCAAACAGCACUUUUUAAAGAUUGUGUAGCUACACUGACUUUGAGAAACUGAUGUCUUGAUUGAUCGCUGCAGAACUCCCGUUAAUGGAAAGAGGUUUUGCUGAAGCUCAAGGUGGGAAGACGUAAUUGCUCUGGCAUCCCGUACCACUCCAAAAAUACCCAUUACAGGAAAUGCAAUCUGCUGCACUGUGGCAGUUCUUUUUGAAACUACAGAAGAAGAAUAUGGCAGACGCCGGACAAAAGAGAGCAAUCAAUGGUGACAUUAUUAGGUUUGGUUAGAACAGCGGAAUUGUUACCUUUGGAUGCAAAUGUAAGGACAUCCCACUGACUUCCGACCUUUGAGGGGCAAAACUCUGACAAAAGAGGAUGGGUUGCAGGAUCAAUGCAUCUCCUGGUGAACUCUUCUGAUAUGAGUUCGGAAACAAGCUGCAGAAAAAAGAACAUCUUAAAAUAGGAUGCUAUUCAGAACGGACUCUCAUCAGAACCGAAAUAUAGAUUUUUAGCACGCUAAAAGGCCAGAAGAAUGCGGCAUCAUUUCCCUGAAAAGUCGAAACGCCUUUCUUUCUUGCGAAUGCAUGGGAAUCGAGGAAUAUUGCACCAACAAGGAAUAUGCUUAGAUCUGAAGCAAACAUGUUCUUCUCUCUUACUGUAAGUCCUGGUGGUCAUAUUAAAUAUGACUGGGUUCAAACUGAGACGGACUAUAUUUUAUUAUGAAAAAAUGUAGGAAAUACUGAUAGCUUGGCACUUGUUUUAUACGGUUAUUUUAAAGAGGGAAUUAUUCAGCAGCUGUAGGAUAGAUGGACAAUAGAGUUUAUUUAAGAUAUGAGUUCAAGCAUUGAUGGAGCUAUACUGAACAUUUCAUAUAUCAUUUUUUAUUAUUGUUUCCAGAUGGUAUAUUCCUAACCACCAUCACAUUCAUCAGAGAUACGAGCGAAGGCGUACACCGUUAUGAGCAUCGUAUAUUCAUGAAAUUGCCUAGAGAGUCAACUUAAACAGAAAUGAUCAAUGGAUCACUGUCUUUGUCACAUCGAACAACAUCUAAAAAAAUCUUUCUGCAGCACUAUGUGCCUAACUCAGAUUUUAUUUUGCCCAUGUGUUGACAUGCUUCCCAGUGGCAUCACGCCCACUUUCCAGAUGUAACUCAACAGCUAUCGAUAAAAGUGUUUCGGGAACGGCAACUCUCAUCGGGAUAUAGUAUUUAUGGUAUUGCUUGGUUUCUAAAGGGCAUUGAAAACUAAACUAAGCUAUUUUAUCAUGCUCAUUUAAUGAAUGCUAAGCCAUGCUUUCAGCUAAGCAUGAGUACAAGGGUUGUAAAUAAGUGAUGUCCCACCGCGAAAAAAAGGAAUGCCACGCAAAGGCUAGUAUAAUGUACAUGUAUAUUGUAAAGCUAACAUUGUUUUUUUAAACGCCUUAUAGUUGUAAAAUAAUAUGUGCAGCAGCUGUGUAUAUAUACCAACCGUAGGGAUUGUGUGGGGAUGGAGCCUGUCAGUGUCCAGAGAGAGUCCCUACAAAACUAUUAGAGUGUUUGUACUUUUAUACAUCUGUUCAUAAUUAAUAUGAAUUGAUUUUUGCCAUUCACAUGACAAGGUUCACAAAAUUAGCAUGAAUUAAGUUGCUUCAAUAUCGUACUCAAAUUCAGUCUUUAAUUGUUUUCAUGCUGUUGGAUCCUGUUCAGAUUAUUUAAUGGGGAGUUUUGCUUUUUUUUUAUCUUCAAGAUAAAACUUGCGUACUUGCAUACUACUUGCAUACUGAGCCGUUUCAUUGAAAGAAAAAAAAAUCUGAGCGCAUUACUGAAAAUGUCCUUAUUUUGCAUUUAUAUCAAUUACAUUUUUAUUGCAAAUUAAUGUUAAUGAUAUGCUCACAUACAAAGCCCUUUUCAAAGAAAAAAAAUCUAAUGUCAAGAAAAUUGUAUUAAUAUCUUUUUAAAUUGCAGAUUAUCUUAUCAACAUAUUUUAAGUGAAAAGUUUAAUAGAAUUAUUUUUUCUUCUAUAUUUUUACUUUUUUUUUUUACAUCUGAAUAUAUUUCCAAUUUUACCUGAAGUAAAUCCCAGAUCUGAAAUGUUUUUCAAAGGCUUUUGGGCUCGACUACACAUGAAAGGAAAUCCAAGAAUAGGCAAAACUCUAAGCUCGUAUUCAAAGUUAAAGGUCAAACUAAAAUCCCCACAUUGGCUCCCGUGUGCCUGCCGAGAUAAUAUAUGUUGGUCAUGGUCAAGUGCGGCUGCUCUGUGUAAGUCGGGUUUUGAAAGGAGGAUCUCUGCUAUUGAACACGCAUAAAGCCGGACGACGCAAUGAGGCGCUCCAUCCCUGCAAGGCUUGGUGCCCUUCUAUGCAACUGACCUGGUGGUUAGAUAUGCGAUGUAGACUGUAAUCACUGCCUUUUAGACACUGUGAAUUUUUGGUACUCUAUAUUUUUGUAUAUUGUACAUUGUAAAAGAUAAUAAACCUUGAUGCCAACCCGGUCUAA